AUGAGGGUUUUGGGGGAUUCUUGGUGCUUCUGCAAUGGUGGCGGCAAGUCGGAGAGAAUGAAGGCUUCCAUUUUCUCCGGCAAGGCACCGGCCAUGGCCAGAAUCAACGACGGCGGCACUGGCUUCCUCAUCCACCGGAAUCUGCUUCUCACCACCCAUGCCAAUCUCCCCUCGGUGGCCGCUGUUGAGGCCGCCGAGAUCCGGCUUCACAAUGGGCUAUCCGCAACCCUCUUUCCUCACAGAUUCUUCAUCACGAGCUCAGUUCUUGAUCUGACGAUGGUGGGCCUCGAUGCCCUCGAUAAUGAGGUUGCACGGGCUUCCCUUAGGAAAACGGCGCGGCCUGGGGGUGACCAAAACUACGUGAGGGAUUUGCUGCUGCGGGUUGGGCCCAUGCUGGACGCCGAGUCGACGGGUUCCGCCGAUGGGGUCGGGUCGGCCGGCGAGGACGAUGGGCCGCCGCCGCCGCACGAGUGCAGCAGCAGCAGCGAUGGGGAGGCGACGACCAUGUACUCGGCCGAGACUGCCGAGAGCCGGAACAUCCCGAGCCCCAGGGGGGAGGGUGAGCGGGCGGUGGGGAGGAGCCAGAGCUGUGUGAACUACUAUGGGGGCAGGUGGGGCCCGAGGACGGCCUUCGUGGGGCGCGGGAUGGAGGUGGAGAGGCGCCGGAAUUUCGGUGGGGGGAGGAAGGUGUACUCGCAGGGGGCGGCGGCCUCCGGGGGGAGGAGCAAUGUUUACUUCAGCCCCACCGUGUCGUCCAUCAUGAAGAAGCGGAACAAUGCGGCGGAGCAGGUGCAGGUGCACAACAACAGGCAGCGGCCCAGCGCUGCCGCCCACACGUCUCCCAGGUGGAAUUUUUAG
This is a messenger RNA of Striga hermonthica, 858 nucleotides long. The record is from the annotation of a GenBank genome assembly. Lineage: Eukaryota; Viridiplantae; Streptophyta; Magnoliopsida; Lamiales; Orobanchaceae.